AUGUUUGGAUGUCAAGAGACAGAAAGAUUAGAUGAUAUAGCAAAGACCAACUUAUCAUCAGAGGGAGAAGCAUCUUCUCAAAUGGGAAGGAAGAAUUUUUAUGGUCCAACUUCUGGGGCAACGUUAAACACAGUUACCCCUUGUGCUGCAUGUAAGCUUUUGAGAAGAAGGUGUGCUGAGGAAUGUCCUUUUUCUCCUUAUUUUUCACCGCAUGAGCCUCAGAAAUUUGCAGCUGUUCAUAAAGUGUUUGGUGCUAGCAAUGUCUCAAAGUUGCUUUUGGAGGUACCUGAAGGACAAAGAGCAGAUGCAGCAAACAGUAUGGUUUAUGAAGCAAAUUUGAGGUUAAGAGAUCCUGUAUAUGGAUGCAUGGGUGCAAUAUCAUCAUUACAACAGCAAGUUCAAUCAUUACAAUCAGAACUACAUGCAGUUAGAACUGAGAUUCUAAAGUACAAGUACAGAGAAGCUGCUAGUAACUUUAUUUCUUCUCAAGUAUCAAUGCCUACAAAUGCAAACUCACAACAAGAUCUUUCUCAACCUCUUGUUCUUCCAACUUUAGCUCCUCCAUCUCCUGCUCUUCCUCCACCGCAAAAAGCGUCGGCGUCUCAAUCGAUUAUCCUUUCGUCGUUCUCUUCGUCUUCUGGUUCUUCUGUUUACACUCCAGCUAAAACAACAAUGAGUCAUGGAUCUAUCUCUAGUGAAAAUAUUCCUUACUUUGUUUAG
Lathyrus sativus (Indian pea) is the source of this 720-nucleotide messenger RNA. The record is from the annotation of a GenBank genome assembly. Lineage: Eukaryota; Viridiplantae; Streptophyta; Magnoliopsida; Fabales; Fabaceae.